This is a messenger RNA of Protobothrops mucrosquamatus (brown spotted pit viper), 851 nucleotides long. RefSeq names its product phosphatidylinositol-4,5-bisphosphate 4-phosphatase 1 (gene PIP4P1). Gene Ontology annotation, biological process: phosphatidylinositol dephosphorylation. Lineage: Eukaryota; Metazoa; Chordata; Lepidosauria; Squamata; Viperidae. The transcript is spliced from 8 exons. The record is from RefSeq and is a predicted model, not a curated record. Gene Ontology annotation, molecular function: phosphatidylinositol-4,5-bisphosphate 4-phosphatase activity. Gene Ontology annotation, cellular component: plasma membrane; late endosome membrane; phagocytic vesicle membrane. Bases 1 to 816 code for a protein of 271 amino acids.
AUGGCUGCGGAUGGUGAGCGCUCCCCGCUGCUGCCCGCCGAGUCUGGCGAUGGGGGCGGCCUCGGCUCGGGAGGCUUGGUGGGGCCGGCCGGUCUGGCGUCAGGGCCCGCCUCGAUUGCUCCGGGGAAACCGAACCCGCCACAGGGAUUUUCCUCCUUCAGCAGUCUCAAUGAUGGGAGCCAAGCAGCCAUACUGCCUGCAGAAGAUCCCCCGCCGUAUUCCCCGAUGGCAUCGCCGGAGACCUUGCUGUGUUCUGUUCUAUUCCGCACCCUUUCCGAAAGAGUGGACGAAUUGUUCCUGUCAGAUUGCAUCGAACCAAUUAAAAAUGCCCCACCUGGUAAGAAGUACGUGAGAUGCCCUUGCAACUGUCUUUUGAUCUGCAAAGUGACCUCACAACGCAUCGCCUGUCCGCGGAUAUAUUGUAAACGGGUCAUAAACUUAGGCCCCGUUCACCCUGGCCCUCCGAGUCCCGAGCCUCAGCCCGUGGGCGUGCGUGUCAAUUGCGGCCAUUGCGAAAAUAAUUUCCUGUGGACAGAAUUCACCGAUCGCACUUUAGCCCGGUGCCCACACUGCCGCAAAGUCUCCUCCAUCGGGCGCCGCUAUCCGAGGAAAAGGUGUUUCUGUUGUCUUCUGCUGGGCGUGCUGAUGGCCGUGACCGCAACGGGGUUGGCGUUUGGCACCUGGAAACAAGCCCAGCAGUACAGGGGGGUCUAUGCUGCCUGGGCGGUGGUGAUUUUCCUGGCUUUGGUUUUCCUCGGCCGAGCUAUGUACUGGGCUUGUAUGAGGGUCAGCCACCCCAUCCAGAACUUCUCGUGAGCCUCUUCCAAGCUCCUCUUGGUUUCCCACCGCUG